ACUAAUAGAUACUUGUGCGUCUUGAAAUAUCUUAUACUACAGUAAAUACCUACAAUUUACUUUCAUUUUUUUGUAAGAAAGUUAAAUGAAUAAACACAUUUACAUAUCAAUCCUACGAAAUAUAUUAUAAGUUUUUAUUAGCGAGAUCAUCGCAUGCUAAAGACGAUAAAGUUUCCGAACCUUGGAUCGAAUAAUGGAAAAUAAGAUAUUCAAUAUAUAAGGAAACUACAAGAAUCUCAGAAACUUUUAUUAAGGAAAAUUAAAAUUCAUAGAUCUCUAUAUAUAUUAUCAUCAUAUAUCCAUAUAGAAAAUUUUCCAAAAUCUAUAUAAAAGAAGAAACGUUUCUCCGCCACCCAAAAACCUCCCAAAUUUUUUUUCCCUAAGGUUUCUCAAGAACAAGAACAAAUAACAAAACAUCUUUGAUCUAGAUCGAUGGAAUCAUCUUCCAAUCACAUGGCAUGUCUCUUGAAGAUAGAAUCUCCUACACCGGGAUGGAAGAAAUCUUUGGAAAAAUUACUCAAGACCAUUAAUGAUGUGAGUUUCAUGAUUGACAAGCAAAGCAAAACGGUAUAUCUAUCUGGAAAAAUCGAUCCACAAGUAAUACUUGAAAAGAUUACAAAAGCAGGCAAAAAAGCAGUUAUAGUAUGGAGCAAUAAUGGACAGAGUAAGCAGCCGGAAAAUCGAAAAGACCAUUUGAUGGAACAAUGUUAUGCGUCGGGAUACAUGAAUGUUCCUAAUGGUUUCUCAAACUAUCCUCCGCCUAAUUAUUGGAUGAAUCAACCGCAACCAUACAACCACACUUUAUGUCCUCCACCACCAUAUACACGUCAGCUCCAUCCGCAGCCACCACCACCACCACCGUACGAAUUCCACCAGAAAGAACCGGUGGCUAAGAGUUUUCCGCCUACACCAGUUCCGCCUAAAAACUUUACGAUGGGAGAUUUGACACUAGGUUGCAUGAUAAUGUGAAAACUUACCGUGUUGCAUGAUUUUGUCUUCUUUUUUUAACAUUCGUUAAUGUCAGUUUGUGGAUCAUAACAAAGAUUAAUGGUUAUUAAGGAUCUUUUGAGAUUCUCCUAAAGUAACGUAAGACUUCUCGGAAACUAGUUAGUUUGUAACACAGUCUAGGAUUCUUGUAGUAUCAGAAGCUUCUAAUUUUGGUCUGAAAUCAGA
Arabidopsis lyrata subsp. lyrata is the source of this 1173-nucleotide messenger RNA. RefSeq lists its product as uncharacterized. The record is from RefSeq and is a predicted model, not a curated record. Lineage: Eukaryota; Viridiplantae; Streptophyta; Magnoliopsida; Brassicales; Brassicaceae. Bases 433 to 969 code for a protein of 178 amino acids. Gene Ontology annotation, molecular function: metal ion binding. The transcript is spliced from 3 exons.